This is a messenger RNA of Hyalella azteca, 829 nucleotides long. RefSeq lists its product as uncharacterized. NCBI's taxonomy places the organism in Eukaryota, Metazoa, Arthropoda, Malacostraca, Amphipoda, Hyalellidae. The record is from RefSeq and is a predicted model, not a curated record. Gene Ontology annotation, biological process: proteolysis. Bases 413 to 829 code for a protein of 138 amino acids. Gene Ontology annotation, molecular function: metallodipeptidase activity. The transcript is spliced from 4 exons.
GUGAGGGUGUCGGGCGGUCCUUGUCUAGCAGCUCUCGAGAUCACCGACCUUGGCCACAUCAGAAGCAUUGAGAACUUUUAACAUCGAAUAAAUUGAGGUUUUAAUUUUAAAAAUGAACCGUUGUUGGAAGUGGUUAUUUGAGGUUAAAUAUUAAUCUAAAAAUGCCUGUAAUGUACCUACAUGACAUGAAAAUAAAUUUUUUAUUCCAUGAUAAGUAAUUGCUUUCAAAAGUAUGUGUUAAUGCGUAUAAAACCUGAAAGUAAAUUACAACGUGGUGCUACAGAACACGAUUGAGCAGGAAAUGCGUGUAAAAUGCCGAGCAUUGCAUUCCCCUCAUAUCAUUUUAGAACCCUCAGCCCUCAGAACCCUCGGCUCUCAGUUCUAGGUCACCGCCUUAUUAGUUUAGUCAAAAAUGCAAGACUGGAAAAUUUUAUUCAUAUGGAUUUUGCUGGGACUCAUCAAUGAAGUACAUGGAAACGCAAGAGGAGGUUCAGUGGAUGUGCUGGGUGUGCCGCCAGGCGCGUCUCAUGAAGAACGUCUCGUAUCCGCACGAUCUUUCCUGCACCAAACAACUUUACUUGUGGGAGCCCGGCGUCUAAGAUGGCCUCUCGAGGGCUCAAAGAACAGCACUCAGGCUCGCAGAACCUCUUCGCUGCAAGGCCUUCUUGAACUGCAGAGAUCUAAAGUAGCGGCGCAGAUGUGGUCCCUGGAGGUGCCGUGUGGGGCUCAGUACCGCAACGCCGUGCAGCUGCUGCUGGAGCAGCUCGAUGCUCUCAAGCGCAUCAUCAACGCACACGCACGGUAUGAUGCACCACCACGCACGGUAUGA